Messenger RNA from Cicer arietinum (chickpea), 2109 nucleotides. RefSeq names its product probable nucleolar protein 5-1. The record is from RefSeq and is a predicted model, not a curated record. NCBI's taxonomy places the organism in Eukaryota, Viridiplantae, Streptophyta, Magnoliopsida, Fabales, Fabaceae. Gene Ontology annotation, molecular function: snoRNA binding. Gene Ontology annotation, cellular component: small-subunit processome; box C/D methylation guide snoRNP complex.
GCCUCCUUCAAUUUGGUGUAGACUGAAUAUUCACGAAACCCUAGUUUAGGGUUUAUAAGAGCUUAAAACCCUUUUCAAGAUAAAAAUCCAAAACAAAGGUUUUUGUAUUGAGCCAAAAACCCUAAAACUAUUCGUUACUUGUUUGAUUUGUUCGUAGCUUUUCUUUCCCCCGCACGCCGCAAUACCAGUCUCAACACAAGGUUAAGUUAAGGCGAUAAAAUGCUUGUGCUGUUUGAAACGCCCGCUGGGUUUGCAAUUUUCAAAGUUCUUGAUGAAGGAAAGCUUUCAAAAGUUGAGGACUUAUCCAAUGAGUUUGCCACUGCAGAUGCUGCUAGAAAGGUGGUCAAAUUGAAAGCAUUUUCCAAGUUUGAGAAUACUUCGGAAGCUCUAGAGGCAGCUACUUUGCUGAUUGAUGGAAAAGCUAGCAAGGGUUUACGCAAGUUUCUUCGUGCUCAUUGUGAUAAUGAAACAUUGGGUGUUGCUGAUUCCAAACUUGGGAAUAUCAUUAAGGAGAAAUUGAAAAUUGACUGUGUUCACAACAAUGCUGUUAUGGAGUUGAUGCGAGGUGUUAGAUAUCAAUUGAAUGAACUCAUAUCAGGUCUUGCUGUACAAGACAUGGCUCCAAUGAGCUUGGGUUUGUCUCAUAGCUUAUCCAGAUACAAGCUGAAGUUCAGUGCCGAGAAGGUUGAUACCAUGAUCGUCCAGGCUAUUGGUUUACUAGAUGAUCUUGAUAAAGAGCUGAACACUUAUGCUAUGAGGGUUCGUGAGUGGUAUGGUUGGCAUUUCCCAGAACUUACCAAAAUCAUACAAGACAAUAUCCAAUAUGCAAAAGCUGUUAAGUUGAUGGGUGACCGCACUAAUGCUGCAAAGCUUGAUUUCUCUGAGAUUCUGGCAGAUGAAGUUGAGGCAGAAUUGAAAGAAGCAUGUGUGAUAUCUAUGGGAACUGAAAUUGGUGAGCUUGACUUGGCAAAUAUUAGAGAGCUCUGUGAUCAGGUGUUGUCCCUUUCUGAGUACAGGGCUCAACUUUAUGAUUAUCUCAAGAGUAGGAUGAACACCAUUGCACCCAAUUUGACUGCUAUGGUUGGAGAGCUUGUUGGUGCUCGUCUCAUUGCUCAUGGGGGUAGCUUAAUAAAUCUUGCAAAGCAGCCAGGUAGUACUGUGCAGAUUCUUGGUGCUGAGAAGGCUCUCUUUAGGGCACUGAAGACUAAGCAUGCUACUCCAAAGUAUGGUCUCAUAUACCAUGCAUCCUUGAUUGGUCAGGCUGCUCCAAAGUUCAAAGGGAAAAUUUCUCGGUCACUUGCUGCGAAGACUGCUUUGGCUAUCAGGUGUGAUGCACUGGGAGAUGGGCAAGAUAACACCAUGGGACUGGAGAACAGAGCCAAGCUUGAAGCACGAUUAAGGGCACUAGAAGGCAAAGAACUAGGUCGCUUUGCCGGUUCCGCUAAAGGGAAGCCUAAGAUAGAAGCAUAUGACAAGGAUCUUAAGAAAGGAGCUGGCGCACUGAUUACUCAAGCAAAGACAUAUAAUACUGCAGCUGAUUCAGUUAUUGACGUCAAAUCUAAAACUGCAAUGGAAGAAGAUAUACAAGAACCUGUCACUGAGAAAAAGAAGGAGAAGAAGGAAAAGAAAGAAAAGAAGAAAAAGGAGAAAAAUGAAGAGGAGGAUGCAACUUUGCCAGCUGUUGAGGAACCAGAGCCAGAAGUUGUGAAAAAGGAAAAGAAAAAGAAAAGGAAAGAAUCUACUGAGGAUGCAGAGUUGCAAAAUGGAGACAGUAAUUUGAAUGGAGAAAAGAAGAAAAAGAGGAAGAAGUGUGAAGAACAAGAAGACUCUGCUGAAAAGCCAAGCAAAAAGAAAGAAAAAAAGAAGAAAAGAACCGACUAGAGUGGAAUAUACGAUUUUGUCAUCAGCUAAUCAAAUUUGGUGGGUAACCAUUUUUGUACACUUUUGGAUCUCAGUAGUUGUUAUGGUGUUAUAUCUGCGUUUCAUUUUAAUUAAUGCAAUUUGUAGGUCUAUGAAAUAUUAUUCAAUUAAUCAGAUAAGUUGUGUUUCUGGACUUGAGUGGAUAAUUUGAUGCAAUUAAGUUUGUGAAUGGUAAUAGGUUUUGCUAUA